Manis javanica (Malayan pangolin) is the source of this 2052-nucleotide messenger RNA. NCBI's taxonomy places the organism in Eukaryota, Metazoa, Chordata, Mammalia, Pholidota, Manidae. The record is from RefSeq and is a predicted model, not a curated record.
AUGGGGGAGGGUCUGGGCAGAAGGAAGAGGGACAGGAAUGGGGCGGAAACGGGAUGCAGAGGUGGGCGAGGACCCCCAAGCAGCAGCUCACAUGGCUUCUCCUCUCCGCAGUGGCAGGCCAUCUCGUUGACAGUCAUCGAGAAGGUGCAGAUUGCAGCCGCCAUCCUGGGCUCGCUCUUCCUCAUCGCCAGUAUCUCUUGGCUCAUCUGGUCGACCUUCAGUCCCUCGGCAAAAUGGCAGCGCCAAGACCUCCUCUUCCAGAUCUGCUACGGGAUGUACGGAUUCAUGGACGUAGUGUGCAUAGGUCUCAUCAUCCACGAGGGGCCCUCGGUGUACCGCAUCUUUAAGCGGUGGCAGGCUGUCAACCAGCAGUGGAAAGUGCUGAACUAUGACAAAACGAAAGACCUGGAGGAUCAGAAGUCGGGAGGCAGGACCCAGCCCCGGACUUCCUCGGCCGCGCAGGCCAGCGCCCCCCCCUCGGAAGAGGCGGCCGCGGGCACCCCUGCCCCCGAGGCAGGCUCUGCGCGGGCGGCCGGCCACCCCUCAGGCCCCUUGUCCGAUCACCACUGUGCUUACACCAUCCUGCACAUGCUGAGUCACCUGAGGCCUCACGAACCGCGGAGCCCCCAGGGCGGCAGCCGGGAGCUCGUCAUGAGGGUCACGACAGUGUGAGCGGGGAGCCCCCAAGCGGGCCGUGACCACGCGGGAAGGGUGGGCAGGCCCGGAGGGGCCGGGCCGCCGGGACCCGGGCUGGGGCUCAGGUGGGAGGCGAGGGGGCACCCCAGGGGCCGCGGCAGAGGGCAGGCGGGGGCUGGUGGGCCCGGAGAGGCCCCGGGGGCAGCCUGUUGCUGGAGCGAGGCUGGUGCAGUUUGGUGAUGUCCAGUCAAAUCCAUUCUCCGACCAGAGCAAGGACAACCGACACACGCAACGAAGUGCAAUACAGACUGAACCUGAGAAGCAGUGUUGGAAACACCCUGCUGGGCCCUCGCGGACGCAGGGGGACGAGGAGGCCAGGGAGGGCGGCGGCAGCGUGGUGGGGCGGGGGCGCCUGCCUGUGCAGGGGCGGCGGGAGGAAGAGCGCAGAGGGCGUGGGAGAGGCGAGCACGCGGCCUGCCCUGUUUCACCCUUGGGCCGUUUUGGUUGCCCCCAGGCUGUGUUUUGAGAGUGGUUGUGGGGCGGGAGGGGGACGGGUUUGUGCUGGCAGGGGUCACACACAGCACUUGGGCCCCUGGGCUCCUCUGAGUGGGCAGGAUUCCCGACUCAGAUGGCUUUGGGGACUCUGAGGCAGUGUGCGGGGAGGGAGAUGUUUGUGUGCGUGGCCAGGGUGUCGGGAUUUCUCCUCCUUUCCAAACCUUCCAAACUGGACCUCCCAUUUCAGAUGGGCUCAGAGAGGGCUAAGGGUUGGAAAUGAGUGUCUUUUUGUGCCCUUGUUAGUUUUAUUUAAUGGUGAUUUGGCUCAACGAUGUUUGCAGGAAACACACAGAACUAGAGAAAAGUACAGAUUCCCUGUGGGCAUCUCAAGCACAGUCCUGCUGCCUGCGGCCUCGGUCUCCAAAGCUGUCAGUGCAGAAGCAUCUUUCCCAACUGCCCAACCCCACCCAUGGCCAGGCCCUGCUCGGUGCCAUGCUGAGACCCAGGGCUCCCCACGGCAGGGUGCCUCCUGCCCAGGGUCUCCGAGGGAGGCAUUUGGCUGGAGCCACAAGGGGUGGAGGGGAGGCCAAUCAGUAUUCCUUGCUGCUCAGAACGUCGCCUGAGGGCAGUCUGGCUAUUCCCUCAGUGCUGUGUGCUCUCUGGACCCUCCCGUGCAGCUGGGCGGACCCGGGGCCCUGCAGGGAGCACUGCCCCGAGGGCCAACUGGCUGGUUCCUGGGACCCUGUCCGGGAAGGCCAUUGGCUGGUCACCUGCAGAGUUUCUCCUUGUCAUUGCACAAUGGCCGCGUCAUCCAUGGGUAUUAAAGGGACACUGUCAAGUACUUUUUUAAACUAGUUUUUAGGGUUUUUUAAAACUCUCUGUUGUUUGUAUUCUCUUAAAAGCUUGAAAAUAAAAUUUCUU